AUGCUUCUGUUAGCAUCAUCAUCAUCAUCAUCCCCUUCUCUCACUCUCCCUUCACUCUCCCACUUUCAUCAUCCUCUUCUUUCUUCAUUUCAUCGCCCUUCUCUCCACCUUCACUUUCCUUCCCAAGCAACCCCACUUCGCCUCCAUACACCACCAUCCCUUCCUUGCUCCCUUAAUUCUUCUUCAUCUGUGGAACAAUCUGCUUCAUUUUCUCAGAAUAGCUUGUUGUUCUCCAGAGCUUAUUGGGUUACUGAAUCUCUCAUUGCUUGGAACGAGGAUGUUGCAAAUGGGUUUUCUUGUUGCCUGAUUGCCAGCAAAAAUGCUUCUUUGACCAUUGCAAAUUGCCAAAUUCAAGGUGAGGAUUUGAAAAUUGAGCUUGAAGAGGAUAGAGCUGGCCUUCCUGCAAAUGUAAUCUACCCUUUUGUCCCUGACAUCCUUAGUAUAUUUCUAAAUGCUAAAGUGGUGGAGAAAUUUCCUCAUAUUCGAGGUUACAAAGCUUACAAACUGCCGGCCACUUUUGAUGUAAAACCUCUUCUUAAAUCCCAGUUAGCGGUUGCAAUUUAUGAUUCUGAAUAUAAAUGCAGGAAUUGUACUGGUUUACAGUUACCUGGUGUUUUAGAUGAGCUUUUCUCGUAUAAUGGUCCUCUUGGUGCACAUUUCUCAGAGGAAGCUGUGUCACUUUACCUAAUUUCAUCGGACGGCAAGCGGACUUUUCUGCUUAAUAUUGGUUCUGAUGAGUUGAAACCCGAUGGAUGGGAUAAUCUGGCAAACGAAAAACCUACUCUACAGUCUUUCACUGAUAUAAGCAUAUAUGAAAUGCAUAUAAGGGAUUUUAGUGCCACUGACCUCUCUGUCCAACCCGAAAUUCGUGGUGGUUAUCUGGCCUUCACAUUGCAGUUAUUGGGUCACUCCUCUGGCUCUUGCAAAUUGUCCUAUCAACUGUCCAAUACUCUUUCUCAAAUUCCAUGUGUACUUCAUCUGAAGAGAUUAUCAAGUGCUGGUAUCACGCAUGUCCAUCUAUUGCCAACAUUUCAGUUUGCUGAGGUUGAUGAUCAAAAGGAGAACUGGAGUUUGCCACCUGAUUCAGAUCAGCAACAAGCUCUCAUCACAGCCAUCCAAAACUUUGAUGGAUACAACUGGGGGUACAACCCUGUUCUUUGGGGCGUUCCUAAAGGCAGUUAUGCAAGUAAUCCUAAUGGUCCAUACCGAACAAUUGAGUUCCGAAAGAUGGUUAAGGCUCUUAACCAUAUUGGCCUUCGGGUUGUGUUGGAUGUUGUCUACAAUCAUUUGCAAGGAAGUGGGCCUUUUGAAGAAUACUCUGUCCUUGAUAAGAUUGUUCCAGGUUACUUUUUAAGAAGGAAUAGUGAUGGUUUCAUUGAGAACAGUACUUGUAUAAAUAACACUGCUGGUGAGCACUUUAUGGCUGAGCGUAUGAUCCUUGACGAUCUUGUACACUGGGCAGUCAAUUACAAGAUUGAUGGGUUCAGAUUUGACCUCAUGGGUCAUAUAAUGAAGAGCACAAUGGUGAAAGCAAAAACUGCUCUCCAUUGUUUAACAAAAGAAAAGGAUGGAGUUGAUGGUUCAAGUAUCUACAUGUACUUGUUCCCCAUCAUUGGUUUUUAUGAAUUAGAGUCAUAUGGUGAGGGAUGGGACUUUGGUGAAGUUGCCAAAAAUGGACGAGGGAUAAAUGCUUCUCAGUUCAAUCUCCCAGGAACACAAAUUGGGAGCUUUAAUGAUCGAAUUCGUGAUGCCAUACUUGGUGGAUCUCCUUUUGGCAACCCUCUUCAACAGGGUUUUGUGACUGGGCUUCUCUUGCAGCCUAAUGGCCAUGAUCAUGGAACAGAAGAAAAUGCAAAAUCCAUGCUUGCUGCAUCAAUGGAUCACAUCCAGAUUGGAAUGGCUGCGAACUUGCAGGAUUAUUUGUUAACCAAUUGUGAAGGGGAAGAGAUUUGUGGUUGUGGUGGUGAUAUGUGUAAUGAAAGAGAUGGCAAUGCUUUGAUGACAAUGGUAACAGCUGCAACUAAGGUUAGCAACCAGAUGCCAGCUGGGGUGAUGAUGAUAGAGAGUUUAGAAAUGGUUCUUGUAGUAAAAGGGUCGGAAAUAUUAACAUAUGAUGGGGCACCUGUUGCAUAUGCCUCGGUGACAAUGAUAUGUGUGGUGGCAGCUUUGAUGACAAUGGUAACAGCUGCAACUAAGGUUAGCAACCAGAUGCCAGCUGGGGUGAUGAUGAUAGAGAGUUUAGAAAUGGUUCUUGUAGUAAAAGGGUCGGAAAUAUUAACAUAUGAUGGGGCACCUGUUGCAUAUGCCUCGUGCCCCAUAGAGACUAUCAAUUAUGUGUCUGCUCAUGACAAUGAAACCCUAUUUGACAUUGUGAGCUUAAAGACUCCAAUGGAUAUCACUGUAGCUGAGAGAUGCAGGAUAAACCAUUUGGCAACCAGUAUUAUAGCAUUAUCACAGGAUAGCAUAGAGUUGAACAUAUAUGAAGACACCAAGGGUAUACCAUUUUUUCAUUCUGGAGAUGAGAUACUCCGCUCAAAAUCACUGGACCGAGAUUCAUACAAUUCUGGUGAUUGGUUCAACAGACUUGAUUUUACAUACAAUAGUAAUAAUUGGGGUGUUGGACUACCUCCUCGAGAGAAAAAUGAAAGGAACUGGCCUCUAAUCAAACCAAGACUAGCAAAUCCAUCCUUCAGGCCUCAGAAGAUUGACAUCCUUGCUACCCUGGACAAUUUCUUGAACCUGCUGCGUAUAAGGUACUCUUCACCACUUUUCCGCUUGAAGACAGCAGAUGCUAUCCAGCAACGAGUAAGCUUUCACAAUACAGGACCUUCAUGGGUUUGUGGAGUCAUAGUGAUGAGCAUUGAAGAUGGUAACGAUGGCUUUCCUGGGUUGUCUCAGCUGGAUCCCAUAUAUUCCUUCAUUGUGGUUGUUGUCAACGCAAGUCCAAAAGAAGUAUCGUUUGUUAGCCCUACCCUGCACUCGAGAAGUCUCCAAUUGCAUCCCAUACAGUUUGGUGAAUUAGUCAACUUCAAUGUUAGGGAAAAUCUUGCAGAAACUCAGUUUUUGGACAAGUUUCAAGUGGCCUUUCUUGGAGUUCAUAAUCUAGUAUCUUCAUCCGAUGACCUAGUUAAGAGCUCAAGAUAUGAGGCAUCUUCUGGCUGUUUUGUUGUGCCUCAUAGGACAACAGCUGUGUUUGUGGAGCCAAGGAAAACCUGA
Molecule: messenger RNA, 3216 nt
Organism: Sphenostylis stenocarpa
Lineage: Eukaryota; Viridiplantae; Streptophyta; Magnoliopsida; Fabales; Fabaceae
Source: the annotation of a GenBank genome assembly